Messenger RNA from Cyprinus carpio (common carp), 5595 nucleotides. Its product is annotated as ephrin-B3-like. Gene Ontology annotation, cellular component: plasma membrane. Lineage: Eukaryota; Metazoa; Chordata; Actinopteri; Cypriniformes; Cyprinidae. Gene Ontology annotation, molecular function: ephrin receptor binding. The record is from RefSeq and is a predicted model, not a curated record. Gene Ontology annotation, biological process: ephrin receptor signaling pathway; axon guidance.
AUCUGUCAGUCUCGGCUCAUCUGUGUCCAUUUGAUAUGCUUGUUUUUUUUUAAUUUGCAUUGAUUAGUUUCGUUUUGCUAUCUCUGCGUCAAUUAUCCGGAUUGCUCGCUGCCCAACAUUUCAAGUGCAUGCGGAAUUAUUGGAAUCUCGGAGGCAAGCAGGAAAAUCCCAUUGGAGAGAAAGAGAAGCAGCGAGAUCUGUCCAGCAUCACCAUGUUCUUCUGAAGAAGCGAGGAAAAGCUCAUUCCCAAACCAUCAUCCAUCCACCAUCACAUCCCCGUCCUAAUUCGUGAGGGAAAAAAACAGAAUGAAGUGGGAGUGAAAAGGGAAUGGGAAAGACAGGUCCAGUCUGAAAGCCGCGGAAAAAAAACAUUAAGCAACACGAAAUACUGGAAAAGUAAACUCUUGCAAGGAAAAAAUUGCAACAAAGCGGCUGUGGGAAUUGAAAUCGCGGCGGAGUUUUCCCUACUUUUCCCUUUUGUGUGGAAUUCGCUUCUUUAAAAUCCACACAGACUGCACCUUUGUUUAAUCUGUCCUCCCGCGUGCGUGUGUGUUUUAGCUGAUAUCCAUGCAGGCUCCCAAAACACGCAGUUCCUGAUCACACUGACGGACUCACCUGAAGCGCACACGUCCAGAGAUCUCCAGCCUCUGGGAGAGUAUCCCACACAGCUCUGAUGGGAGUAAACAGACGGGAUUCGGGAUUUCAAAUGGCGAGUCGGGGCUGUGAAAGUGGAUUGGGAAUGCUCCUGAUAUUCUUAGUGGAUUUACUCGGGAUCACGGCGACCAACAUGGAGCCCAUCUACUGGAAUUCCUUGAACAAAAGGUUUAGCGAUGACAAGGGUUAUGUCCUGUACCCUCAAAUCGGGGAUCGUCUGGACCUCAUUUGCCCAGCGUCUGAGCCGCCCGGUCCCCGCGCCCCAGCCGAAUACGAGUUCUAUAAACUGUACCUGGUGUCGUCGCGGGAUCAGGCAGACAGGUGUGAAGUGACCGGAGCCCCCAACCUGCUUCUCACCUGCGAUAAACCCAACAGUGAUAUGCGUUUCACCAUCAAGUUUCAGGAGUACUCGCCCAACCUGUGGGGUCACGAAUUUAAAACCAAUCAGGACUACUUCAUCAUCGCUACAUCAGAUGGGACGCGUCAGGGGCUGGAGAGCAUGAGAGGAGGAGUUUGCGCUACACAGGGCAUGAAGGUGGUGCUGAAAGUGGGACAGAGUCCAUAUGGUCUGCCGGCCAAAUCUCCCAAACCUGACCCUGCGGACCGUAUCAACAGCCCGAAUCCAGGUGCUGGAAACAACACACAUCCCAGAAUUCCCCCUAGAGGUCCUGGUGGAGAAAACGGCCCCCUCCCCCCCUCCAACAUCGCCGUUAUCGCAGGUGCAGCCGGCGGUUCGGCUUUCCUACUGCUCGUUACAGCCGUGAUCUGCGUGGUGUGCUACCGACGACGACACGCCAAGCACUCAGAAUCGCACCACCCUCCGCUCUCCCUCUCCUCCCUGACCUCACCCAAACGGGGCUGCGGCGGGGGCGUAGGAAGCGGCAACAACAACGGCUCGGAGCCUAGCGACAUCAUCAUCCCGCUGCGGACUUCUGACUCCGCCUACUGCCCGCACUACGAGAAAGUGAGCGGGGAUUACGGCCAUCCUGUCUACAUCGUACAGGAGAUGCCCCCUCAGAGUCCCGCCAACAUCUACUAUAAAGUAUGAGAACCAGAGACGACCUUACGACAACAUCUGCUAAGACCACACCCACCUUAAACCCCGCCCCAAGCCCCGCUCCCACAAUCUGCAUCCCUGUAGAUCAGAUCCUUUUACCUUCACACGCAUCCUCCGACACGCUGACCGCUCGAGGUCGAGUGUGUCUGUGUGUGUGUGUGUGUGUUACCAUUCCUCGCAACUCACCCAACUUCGGCCUUUUGUUAGAGAGAGGUUGUCCUGAUGUGAGGGCCUCCCUCUCUUUGACGUCCCAAAUGGGGAAAAGUUCUUAAAGCUAGAGAAGACCUCCUGGAGUGAUUCAGCCAACUGAAAAAAACAUGAACUCCUUUUUGGAGGGCCAUUCUGGAGCACAAGCAUCAAAACUUUUUCUGAUGUACUUGCAAAUAAGACUAUAAACACACAAAAAAGAAAUGAAAACUCAACUUACUACAAAGACAACAUGUGAACUUUGACUUUGAAUGCUACAUUUACUCACAAAUAGCAGUCUAGUUUGUGUUAAACUCCUUCGAAAGGAGGAGGGGCCAUCGAUUCAGCCAAUCGUCACACAGGGCUGCAGUCACGUGAUCUAGGACCCAUGUGUUUGAUUGGUGGAGUUGUAGUGGCGUGGAGAAUCUUGUAUAUUUUAAUAACGUGUGUAUUUUGUGAGUGUGUAGGAUAAAUAUUCGGACACUGCUGUUGCACGUUGCGACCGGCGUGCUUCAGUACAACUCGCGAGUGUUUUUGCGUGCGGAUGAGUGUGUGUUUGAGUACAGUGUUAGCGUGAGCAUGGGAGCGUGUGUUUGUUAGACUAUUUCAAAACCAAAAUACAAAAAUAUGAACGAACAUCAAAAAAGUUUUUUUUUUAUCGCUUUCAAUACAUAGAUUAUAAUUAUAUAUGAAUACUCAGUAAAAUAAUUUUUAGAUUUUUUUUUUCAUGUAAAGUUAGCUAGCUAGGCCUAAUUUUUGUUUUCCUAUUUUUUAUGACAUGCUGACCUUGUUUCUUACCCUUUUUGAGUUGUAAAUUAAUUUAAUGCCUUCAUUCCGUUGCAGAAACCGGGUUUGUUUGGUUCCCCCUCAUUUUGCUCUUUCCCUGGAGUCUCCUCCGCUCUACACAUAUAUUUUUAUAGCUCCUUGUACUCUGAUGUAGUUUUGAAGCUAGACCUCGUUUGUGAAUGUGUUGAGGUAGAACAAUCCGAGAAAGUUUUUUUAUUAUUAUUUUUAAAGACGCUUGGAAAAAAAAGGGGAAAAAAUCCAGAACGGAGGGAAGAAUUGGAUGGGGGUGAAAUAAAAAGAAAAGAAUGCGAACACCGCCUGUUGGGAAAGCUAACGCAUCGCGAGGAAACUUCUAGAAAGACUGUGAAACUAUGGAAGAAUCACACAUUAAAAGAAAAAAAUAUGGGGAGGGGGAGGUGGGAGGAGAGAAGGAAAGUUGAAAGAUGACUGAAGGAGAAGAGAGAGAGAGGGAUGGAAAGGUUUUUAAUAAACUCGUCUGAAGCAGUGGAAGAGGCAGAUUUUGGCCCGUUGGUCUUCUGCGGUACAAAGAGACAGAUGAGGGGAAGAAAGAAACUCAUUCUCUCAGAUGGACAACAGGAUAGAUGGACACACAGAAUUACUCUUUUACAGACACACAGUGCUUUUUUUUUGUACACAUGAAGUGAAAUGGAAAUAUUUCUAGACUCGUUUCAAAUUCUUGAGUAUCGGACGCAUCUCAAUUUGGUAGACAUGUUCUCACACACACAUGCGCACACACACACAUACGGAGAGAGACUCAAUGGCCGUGGCACACAGAAAAGCUCUUGUAGAGAUUUUCAUCACAUACACACAUGCACAGCUCCAAAACACAAUCAAAAGCCAUUCUGAUUGGGCAUAUAUGCUGGGUACCUCAACAAAUGCCGUGAUUAGCAUUGUUCUUUCACAUUCUCUUUCUCUCCUCUCUCUCUCUCUCUCUCUCGCUCUCUCUCUCUCUCUCUCUCUCUCUCACACACACACACACGCACACAAUCAUGCAGCUUUGUAACUGGCUGUGUGUAUAUCUCUGUUAGUGCCAACGAAAAUCUCUCUUUUAGGCCUGAAAUACACUUUACGCAAGAAUGUGAAUGCAAACGCUUCCAACUACACGGCGUUGCUUUCUGAAAUGUGUCAGGACUCAAUUAGUCAGUGGCUGAAUUUGGAAUAGAAUAUAAUUCUUGAAAUAUCUGUCAUACAGUAUGCUAUUUUGAAAUGUUAGCUAAAAUUAUUCAAAGGCUGAAUUCAAAAUGGCAUGCUUUGACUAGCGUUAGCUAAUUAGCAGAGAAAAAUUAGCUAUAUGGCAGUUAUAGUUACUACAGAGCCCCAUACAAAACAAGAUAUUGUUGCCAAAAAUCAAUAAUUAAUUCCUACGCGUAAUUCAUUUGUGGCCACAUUUCGUUAAUUAGCUCUGUUGUUUUAGUUAAAUCCACAGUUUAACUAAAGUGAGGGAACAAAGUAGUACAACAUGGCCGCUAAUAAACUAAAAGGAGGGAACUAAUUAAUAAAUUAUGAGAACAAAUUCCAAAUUUGUGGCCAUUUUAUCUUUUUUUUUUUUUGCAUGUCAUGUCAUGUGUGAGGUUCCAUAGUAAGAACUGUAUGCUAGUAUGCUAUUCUGGAAACAGUUAACUAGUAGUAAAUAGUAAUGUGUGGAAACUACAAAACAAUUGAUUAAUUUGUUACCAAUUUGUACAUUUGAAAACGGCUGAUAUGACAUUUGUUCUUGCGUUUGCAAUGUGUUAACCAAGCAUCCGCAUACUUGCAUAGAAUAUGUUUCUGGCCUUAGGAGUGCAAACUGUGUUCUGUUUCACUGCCAUUGUCACAGUGUGUUUUGUAUGCGUGUAAAAGAAUGUUAUCUAAGAAAUACACCGCAUACAGGCACAUAAUAACAAGCCAUUCAUACCCAAAUAUGUUGGUGGUCUUAUUUUGCAGAUGUGAUUUGUGACUGACGUUGGGACUCGAACAAUCUGUUGCUGUUUUCAAUCUGCCUAGAAAGCUUCAAUAUUUGUCUCUCAAAAGCAUUUAGUUUCCUAUCACUCUGGUGCAUCAAGACUGUGAGAAAAAAGAAACAACAUGACAUUGUUUUCCUGUCACAUUGAUGUUUUCUUCUUACACGCCAAUUUGGAUUUUGUCACUUCAAUAUCAAGUUGCCUAAAAUGUGGAGGUGUUGCGUUUGUUCGGCGCUGUUGUAUUCGUGGGCUGUUUCAUACAUAUUUAAGCGUUCGAUUUCUUUUCAAAUUCUGUUGCAUUUACUAAAACAAUCAGCGUAAGCCAUGUCUCUGACCCUGUGCACGUGGACGUGGAUACGUGUGUGUGCGUACAGGUGUGCGUAUGUCUGAAACACACGUGGACAUUGUUCGAAGACGGACCGACGCGUUGCGUUCGGAUCACAGAGGACACACAAGGAGACACAAACUCUCUCUGCCAUCCAUCCUCCCUUUUUUAGGUCUCGUUUAUCGAACCUCUGGCCUCAGAAAGGUCCAUCUUUCACAUCGAGCGGUUCUUUGUGCACUUGCUUUCGCCAUGAACGCUGGGACCAGUAUUCUGUAUGCAGACACAAGCGGGGACGAACCACAAAGUGUGUAUUUUUUUUUUUUUAGAGAACGCUUCAGCUGUGUGUACGUGUUUCUCUGUGCCAAUAGCCAGCGGGUGGCGGCCACUUUAAAGACCUCCAUUCCUCUCCAGUGAUGUGUUCAGACGUUUGUAAAACACCAUGUUUGUGUGUGCUGUUUUCUUUUCCGUGUCCAUCCCUCCAUCUCCCCUCCCCGUAUUCACGAUCCCUAUCUUGUUUUCCCUCCUGCAUACAUGCCUUUAAAAGGGUUAAACAACUAAUACAUUCCUUUGAAGAAACGUUGAUUAAAAAACACACAAAAAAACUUUACAAUGCAUUCUUGGCUUCU